AUGACGGCCGACCUCUCCCUCCUCCUCUCUCCCGCUCCCUCCCUCUCCUCCUCCUCCCACUCAACAGUCCCCUCCUCCCGCUCGCCCUCCCCCUCCCCCGACGACUCCUUCGCCUCCAUGGCCGCAAACAUCGCCUGCCUCCUCUGGUUCUCCCCCACCCACCUCCUCACCUCCUCCCUCGCCCUCGCCCGCUCCUCCUCCCCCUCCCACUCCCCCUCCCGCCGCUGCUCCCUCUCCCCCGUCUGCAUCCCCUCCCCCGAGUUCAAGUCCUUCGCCGCAGCCAUCCUCGCCCGCACCCAGGUCUCAAACACCGUCGUCGCCUUCGCCCUCCUCUACAUCUUCCGCCUCAAGCUCUGCUCCCCCGCCAUCGUCGGCACCCCCGGCUCAGAGUACCGCGUCUUCACCAUCGCCCUCGUGCUCGCAAACAAGUUCCUCGACGACAACACCUACACAAACAAGACCUGGGCGCAGGUCUCGAAACUGCCCGUCAACGAGAUCGCCGUGAUGGAGGUCGAGUUCCUCAGACACGUGCGCUACUCCCUCGCCGUAUCAAAGCAAAAGUACGACGACUGGGGAUCGACACUCGCGUGCUUCAUCAACCUCCGCAAGUCCGCCCGGUUCGCAUGUCUCUCCGUGCCGUCCUCGCCCGUCUCCGUCGUGCCUUCCCUCCAGCAGCAGUUCUUCCCCUUGCCCCCCCACCGGCACCAGCGCCUGCCUCCUCCCAUCCUCCCUUCCUCUGCAGCAACAGCAGCAGCUGACCUGCCCAUCUCCCACAAGCGCAAGUCGCCGCUCGACAACGACCUCUUCUCCCUCUCCCCCAUCUCCCCGUCCUCCAAGCGCUUCGCCCCGGACGCCCUCCGCCAACCCCCCUCCCAGCGCCGCCGUCUCUCGGCAACCUCCUACUACAUCUCUCCCACCACCCCCGUCUGCUCCUCAGACAUCAACCUCAACCUGAACUUCAACCCCACCCCUCCUCUAUUCGACAACUCCAUGGCUACAAUCUUCCCCCCUCUCCUACCAAAGCCCCAGCAAUUCCUCCCUCCCCAACCUCCCCUCUCCCUCCCAGCAAUGACCCCAAUCCCCACCCCUCUCCGUCACCACUCCAUCUCUUCAUACCGACAACCCCCUCCCCCCCCUCCUCCCCCUCCUCACCGCCCUCUCCUCGCAGAGAACACAUAUGCGCAACAACCGAUGACGCGGGUCCCUCCUCCCCCUCCUCACCGCCCUCUCCUCGCAGAGAACACAUAUGCGCAACAACCGAUGACGCGGGUAAACCCAUUCGUCUACCCCGUCGUCGACAAGUUCUACGUCCCUAUCCCCCGCCUCGUCGCGGCGCGAAACCAGUUCUUGGUUCCCCCUCCCCCGCCGCCGCCGUCUCUGCCAUCUCAUUCGCAGCAGACAUACGUCUAUCCGCCUCUGUGA
Messenger RNA from Myxozyma melibiosi, 1422 nucleotides. Its product is annotated as cyclin-domain-containing protein. Lineage: Eukaryota; Fungi; Ascomycota; Lipomycetes; Lipomycetales; Lipomycetaceae. Bases 1 to 1422 code for a protein of 473 amino acids. Gene Ontology annotation, biological process: regulation of cyclin-dependent protein serine/threonine kinase activity. The transcript has a single exon. The record is from RefSeq and is a predicted model, not a curated record. Gene Ontology annotation, cellular component: nucleus; cyclin-dependent protein kinase holoenzyme complex. Gene Ontology annotation, molecular function: protein kinase binding; cyclin-dependent protein serine/threonine kinase regulator activity.